Molecule: messenger RNA, 1985 nt
Organism: Macaca mulatta (Rhesus monkey)
Lineage: Eukaryota; Metazoa; Chordata; Mammalia; Primates; Cercopithecidae
Gene: SNRPB2
Product: small nuclear ribonucleoprotein polypeptide B2
Molecular function (GO): RNA binding
Source: RefSeq, a predicted model, not a curated record
UGGUUCUUACGGGAGACUGCGUAGGCCUUAGGUGGGUUCGUGCACUUUUUACCUCGCUGUUUCGGUUUUCCUGGCUCCUCGGCCCUUCUCUCCCCUGUUGCAGCUGCGAGCGGACGAAGCGCGAAGCUGGGGUGGGGACGCGUUUGGCCCGGAUUUGGAUCUCGGAGUACCCGAGUAGGCUGGGGGCGAGGAAGAGAUGGGAGACUGACUCAGGGGCCGGGCAUCGCGUGGCAGCUCCCUCGGACUUCGUUAGGGGGCCUCGGGCGAAGGUGCUUGUGUCUGGAGAGGCGGGAGGCUUGCGCUUACGAAGUAAAGGAUAAUGUCCGUCUGCUUGUGCGAGGAGCUGACAGUUCACUGCGCUUUCAGAUUUUUUACUGUCUCCUUCUGAAGAAUUUAACACAAACAUGGAUAUCAGACCAAAUCAUACAAUUUAUAUCAACAAUAUGAAUGACAAAAUUAAAAAGGAAGAAUUGAAGAGAUCCCUGUAUGCCCUGUUUUCUCAAUUCGGUCAUGUGGUGGACAUUGUGGCUUUAAAGACCAUGAAGAUGAGGGGGCAGGCGUUUGUCAUAUUUAAGGAACUGGGCUCAUCCACGAAUGCUUUGAGACAGUUACAAGGAUUUCCAUUUUAUGGUAAACCAAUGCGAAUACAGUAUGCAAAAACAGAUUCGGAUAUAAUAUCUAAAAUGCGUGGAACUUUUGCUGACAAAGAAAAGAAGAAAGAAAAGAAAAAAGCCAAAGCUGUGGAACAGACUGCAACAACCACAAACAAAAAACCUGGCCAGGGAACUCCAAAUUCAGCUAAUACCCAAGGAAAUACAACACCAAAUCCUCAGGUCCCUGAUUACCCUCCAAACUAUAUUUUAUUCCUUAAUAACUUACCAGAAGAGACUAACGAGAUGAUGUUAUCCAUGCUGUUUAAUCAGUUCCCUGGCUUCAAGGAAGUGCGUCUGGUACCAGGGAGGCAUGACAUUGCUUUUGUUGAAUUUGAAAAUGAUGGGCAGGCUGGAGCUGCCAGGGAUGCUUUACAGGGAUUUAAGAUCACACCGUCCCAUGCUAUGAAGAUCACCUAUGCCAAGAAAUAACAUUUGGGACAGUCGUCUUUAAAGGACUUGGUGUUAUUUAUAGUGUUUGUUUUGAUAACAUUUGGCUGGGUCAUUUUAAUAGUUAGAGAUUAGGGGGAGUAAAAGUGAAAUUUUUGUGAAGGACUUAAAUUAUCCAGUGUUUCUUUAGCCUUGGUGAACUAUGAAAUACGAAGACCUUAAUUUUGUACAAUAAACUUUGUAUUCUGUGUAUAUAAUGCUUUCUUUAUUGACUCAUUGCCCUAUCAUCAAAUGACUGUUCUGGUCUAGAACACACUUAAGGUUUAUAAAAUUGUGUAAUAGGAUGCUUUUCUACUGUUAUUUUGAUGGAGCUAAUGAUACAACAUCAUUGAACCAUUUUAAUAAAAGUUAAGAAGAAUUAGAUCGCAGAAGUUAGUAGGUGACUGUUGUAUUAAUGGUAACAAUGAUUGUUCUGGGUAUUAGAAGAAAAUGAGAUCCAGGUGGGAUCUAAAUUUGAUCUUUGUAUCCUUUUAAGAAAUGAAUAUAUUAUUUUGCUGGUAGUAGGGAUUCCACAGGUUUUCUUCAUUCAGUAUUAAAUAAAGGCUGUGCUUACUGUUUACUGAGAAAACGGAACGGGAAUGCUGUCUUCAAACUGCAUUUAAUGCUCUUUCCUUCGUGAGGCAGGACUGUUUUGAAGUUAAUGCCCAACCUCUUUAGUGAAAGACCUCCAGGGUAAAAAUGUUACUAUCUAUAGUCUUUUUUUUUUUUUCCCCCUUAAGACAAAUAGGCUGAUUAAUAAAGAGUUGCCAGUGCUAAGCUUGCUACUUCUUUGUAAUUCUUAGACACCAAUGUUCAAAUAUUUCCAAAGCCCAUUUUCUUUAGCUUUUGAUUUAUAUUUAAGCCUGUUGAUUCAGUCCUCUGCUGAAUAAACCAUGAGUAUCUCCA